CACCUACAAAAAGAAUGCCACAUACUGUGCCAAUACAUCUUUAACAGAUAGUGACCCAUGCUGGUCAAAUAGCUCUCUCACCAGAAUGUCCAUGUACAGAAUUUGUGUGGCAGGAUUUUUCUUAUCGUUAGGUGGUUUUACUUUCUUUAAUGUUCAGAAGACAAAGUAUAUACAGUUGUUCACCACAGCAUCUAGGUGGAUAGCGUUCGGGAUGAUGAUUGUACUAGCUGUAAUAAAGUUAGAGAAGAAAAGCGGUCAAGGUCAUCCACCAUAUGCUGAUAUAUCAGGAGUUCCCAACCUGUUUGGUGUUUGUGUGUAUUCAUUCAUGUGCCACCAUUCACUCCCAUCUCUAAUAACCCCGAUAAGAAACAAAUCAAAACUAUACAAUCUACUUGCAUAUGAUUAUAUUUUGAUUUUACUCUUUUAUUUAUUGUUGUCUUUCACUGGAAUUUAUACUUUCAAAGACCUAAAUGAUAUUUACACAUUGAACUUUUUGCCUGACGGUUGUAAUACAAACUCUGUAACAAAUGUUAAGUUUAUUCAAUAUUUUCUAGCGUUAUUUCCAGUGUUUACUUUAAGUUCAAACUUCCCCAUCAUAUCUAUUACACUUCGCAAUAACUUGAAAGCAAUUGGUUAUAAAGUGGACAGGCCAUAUACUUGGUGUGUGGACAGAAUUGUCUUCCCUUUAUUGGCACUGAUUCCCCCACUAGGUGUUUCCCUGGCAACCAAUCAGGUUGAGUUCCUGGUAGGUAUUACUGGUUCCUAUGCUGGUGCCGGGAUACAGUAUGUUAUUCCCGCAAUGUUAGUGUUCUGUGCCAGGAAACAGACAAUAUUGUUCUCAGAUAGGAACAUACAUGAAUCACCUUUCAAGGGAAAGUUCUGGAUUAUAUUUGUAUGUAUAUGGGCAGGAGUAUGUAUGAUAUUUGUCACUGUGAAUCACAUAAUUAGUGGAUAAUCUUGAAAGGUUGAUUAUUAUUUUACUGUGAUAGAAUUACAAAUUGACAGCAAUAUUCUAUAUUUUAUACUAUACUUCUGUUUCCGUUUAAAGCUUUUUCUAUUCUUUGAAAGAUCAGAUGUUUUUAAUGAACCUCAGUCGUUUUAUUUCUGUGUUUUUUUUUUCUAUCUUUUUCCUUCUUAUUUUUGUUAAACAUUGCACAAUUGUGUGUAUUCAUGUAAUUUGUGGCCUUUUAUCAAAUAGUGUAUAUUUUUUCUCUUGUUUAGAUUGUAUUGUUUUUACUUUGAUUUAAUUUUUGUACAAUAUAAUUUUUUAAUGAUUUAACUGCAUUGUGAUACCAUUUUUUAAUAUUAAAUAAGUGCAAUUUGUUUUAGUUGGAAUCAAAAUAAUUUAUAUUUCUUACAUAUUUAAAAUGCAUACUUUUUUAAAUUUGAAAAGGUUGUAAGUUUUUAAAGUCCCAUAUUUACAUAGAAUCAGGUUAGAUUUAUUUCAUAUUAAUAGGAACUUAUUAAAUAACUUUUCAUUUUGCAAUAUUCCAUGAAAAUAAAACAAAGUAAAAGAGAAGUUUCUUCAAAGUCUAUGAUAUUCUUAGUUUGUUUUAUACAUUUGAUUGUGUUAGAAAGGGAAAGAUAAGUCAUAUUCUCUUUGUUUAUAUUUUUUGUCAAAAGUUAUUUCCCUUAGACCUUAUCCAUUUUCAAAGUUGUAUGUUUUAUUCAUGUAAUAUAUAUGUUUAAUUACCAUUAUGUUGUAAGCCAUUGUUUCUUAAGUAAAAUGAACAAAACCAUGAGUAAAUGUGAUCGACUAAAUACAAAAAAAUGUUAACAUUACUAUUUAUUCACGUUAUUUUGCUUAUAUAAAAUGUAUGUCAAUAGCUUAAAACCAAGUUUUAUGUUAUUAAAGUUUUUAAACGAUUUUCUCAGUAUGAUUUAAGAAAUAUGUUAAAGAUUUUGUACCUUUUGUAGGUUGUUAGUGCCAAACGAAAUACUAAACUUUACUUUUCUAAAGCCUGUUAGUCAUAAUCAGAAUUGAUUGUUAAGCAGUAUCAUGUAGAUGUUUCUAACUUAUACAUAUUAAAAAAAUCAAAACAUGACGGUGUGAUUAUAAUGGUUGCUAUGACAUUUGAUAGAAUAGAUGCAUUAAUAGAUUAAAUUUUUACUGACUGUAUCUAUGUAGUUUAUACUUGAAGCUAUCAACCGUCUCACACUUAGACAGGUGUUGUAUGACAAAAUGGUUGUGGUCAUUGCUGGACUCAGGUCAAUCAUUUCUCUGUCUCUGUAUCAUUCUUUAUAUCCAUCACCCACCAUUUUCGAUUUACACCAAACGGAAGUGAAUGUUACAUUUAAAAUGUAUUUAUAGCAUAAAACAAAUGUUUGAUGUUCAUACUCAUUUACUGAAAACAUGACCUGUUGUAUAAAUCAUAUGUUCUUUUACUGCAAGUGACUAUCAUUUUGCUGAUUUUUAUUUUUUUUUAUUUGCACAUGUCAUGAUUUUUUUUCUCGAAAAAAUGAAAUGUUUGAAAGGUUGCAGGUUCAACUAUUAUUCCUAAUGAUAUAUUUAGUUUAACAUUAAUUUAUGUUUUCUGUUGAGAUAUAGAAUUUAAACAUUAUUUGAAUAAUGAUGCUUGAUGAAGAUUAUUAUAUUACUUGAAACUAGUAGCAAAUAAAAUCAUUGAACUCUACCUGGUGUUGUAUGUGUGUUCAUCAACAGUUUAUAUUAUUAGCUUUAAAGAUUUUGACAGGUUAUAUGGCCCUAUAUAAACAGUUGUUUGGAAAUAUAACCCGAGCUCCUAGGUGAGGGUUAUAUCGCAAACAACCGUUUAUAUAAGGUCAUAUAACCUGUCAGUAAUAUUUAUAACAAAUUUAUAAUACAGCAAGCAUCAUUUUUUUAGAGAAAAAGUAAUAUUUCUUCAUAAAUCGACAGCAGCCGUGUAUAUAAAACUAAUAAUGUAAACGUCACAAUUAUCCAAUGAAAAGCAACGUUACAGACGUGCAAUAUUAUAAUACUGUUUUAUUAUUUGAAUAAAUAUUGUUGUCAUUCUGAUUCUAGUGAUUAUAAAAGGGUUGAUCAAGAAAUAAGACUUGCCACUUUGUUAUCGGUAAAAUAAUGAUGAUGAGCAGAAUAACUUUUAAAAAAUAAACAUGCUACAUUUGUAUUUUAUAUAAUUAUUAUAUUUGUCAUUAUUUGACAUCUCAUGGGUAAUGUGCUCGUGAAAAAUUUAAAUGUCUUAAAAUAUAAAUGUCAAUAUUUAUUUAUUUUCAACAGUUAGAUUGAUCAGAUACAUUCAAAUGUUUUGUUGUCAUGUAAAAGUGAGUGUAACUAAGAGUAUGUAUAUUGAUAUAGAUGUUAAUAUGAGUGAACAUACAUCAGAUAGAGGAACACUGUUGUGUACAUGUUCUUUAAGAUACUGAAUGCUAUGUAAAUUGAAUAAACAAUUGAAAGUAAGUUAAAACCAUUACAAAAUUUGUUGCUAGUACAGUAACAAAACAAGAAACUGAAAAGAAAUUGUGAUAUUUUGUGUAAAAUAUGAUCAUCAUUCCAAAUGAAAAGAAAAUAAAGAAUAAAGUUAGA
Ruditapes philippinarum (Manila clam) is the source of this 3523-nucleotide messenger RNA. Its product is annotated as transmembrane protein 104-like. Lineage: Eukaryota; Metazoa; Mollusca; Bivalvia; Venerida; Veneridae. The record is from RefSeq and is a predicted model, not a curated record.